AUGUCAAAUAACGUCCGUCUUGGAGAAUCUUGUGACAACAAUCAUGAUUGCAACCUGAUCAAGUAUGCCAAGUGUUCUGCGAGCAGAAAAUGUUCUUGUUUGAUUAAUUAUGUCGCUAGAAACAGCACAUCAUGUUCACCACUUUUGGACGAACGCUGUCAAGUAGAUGAUGAGUGUUACGCCAACAAUUCUGAUUGCAUUGCCAAUAAAUGUCGGUGCAGGGAUGGUUUUCAAGUUGUUGGUUCGAAUUCUAGAUGCAAGUCAAGCACGUUGGGCGACCGGUGUAACAUAUUCGAGGAUUGUUCAAUGAUUAAAAAUUCCAUAUGUUCAUCAGAUAAAAUAUGCAUUUGUCCACCCAACUACUUUGCAGUUGGCCGUUAUUUUUGUACUCCUUUAAUCAAUGCAACUUGUUCAAAUGAUUUAGAAUGCUUAAAUGAUUUAUUUCAUUGUGUGGAUGAUAAGUGUCAAUGCAAAUCUGGCUACACACCGAUUUCCGUUGACAGAUGCAUAAAACAGAGCUUGAUGUAUUCCUGCAAAGAUAUUUCUGAGUGCAGUGAUUCUUGGCAUUGGAAUUGUGCUACAAGUGGAAAAUGUGUUUGUCAUGUGGAUAAUGUUGCGAUAAAUAGUUCUACAUGUCUUCCUUCUCUCAACGGCUAUUGUUGGAGGGACGAUCAAUGCAUGGCUGAAAAUUCUGAUUGCACAGAUUACCGUUGUCGGUGCAAACCUGCCUUUGUCGCUGUUGCUAACAAUCAUUGUGUAUUUCAAGUCGAAUAA
Messenger RNA from Cotesia glomerata, 774 nucleotides. Its product is annotated as wnt inhibitory factor 1-like. The record is from RefSeq and is a predicted model, not a curated record. Bases 1 to 774 code for a protein of 257 amino acids. The transcript has 4 exons. NCBI's taxonomy places the organism in Eukaryota, Metazoa, Arthropoda, Insecta, Hymenoptera, Braconidae.